Ostreococcus tauri is the source of this 2622-nucleotide messenger RNA. Its product is annotated as Ankyrin repeat. The record is from RefSeq and is a predicted model, not a curated record. Lineage: Eukaryota; Viridiplantae; Chlorophyta; Mamiellophyceae; Mamiellales; Bathycoccaceae. The coding region runs from base 1 to 2622 and encodes 873 amino acids. The transcript has 2 exons. Gene Ontology annotation, molecular function: protein binding.
AUGUUCGGCGCGGACUCCGACUCGGACGACGGCCCGAGCGCACUGCCACUGCACGAUUGCUGUGAGACGAACGACGCGGAGACGCUGCGCGCGCUGUUGGCGCCGCCUUCGACGGACGGAGACGCGGCGGAAGGAGACGCGGAUCCGGCGGCGAACGAAGACGCGGAGGAGGAGAAGGAAGAUGGUGAUCGCGGUGAUGACGAGGACGACGAGGACGACGAGGAAGAUUUCGAUCCGGAGGCUGAGGAGGAGGAGGAGGAGGAGGAGGAGGACGGCGCAGCAGCGUUCGGCGCGGCGCUCACCGCUGGUCUCGCGCGCGUCUCCAUCGACGAGCGGGAUCGCGAGGGGCACACCCCGCUGCACGUGGCGCUGCUGCAUGGUUCAAUCGAUUGCGUGAACGCACUCUUGGAUGCAGGGGCGAAAUCGUACGUCACACUCGAGGGUUCGCCGCCGCUGCACAUCGCGUGCGCAAUGAGCGGAUUCGAGCGACACGAGACCUUCGCAUUGGAGGCUGUAAAGGCGUUGCUCCCGCACGUCGAGAAUGAGUCUACUCAAGACGAUUACGGACGAACCGCUCUAUCCGUCGCGGCGCAACACGGUGUGUUGGCCAUCGUUCAGACGCUCGUGAACGAUUUCGCGCCGCCAAACGAGGAGGAUACGGUUGAGGUGUACAUCAACCUGAAAGACAAGACUCGUAACCGGCCGCUGCACUGGGCGUGCGCGUACGGACGCGGCGAUGUCGUCGAGUUUCUGUUAAAGAGCGGCGCCGAUGCUUCUCUGAGAAACGAUAACAAGGACAACGCUCUGCACUGCGCCGUAAGAGGAGGCGAUGCGAAGUGCGUUGAGGCGCUCUUGAAGUUGCAUCCUGAGUUGGCUCAGGAGCAGAAUGCGCAAUCGCAAACGCCAGCGCAGAUGGCCGCCGCGCGUGGAAGACCAGUGAUUGCGAAGCUCUUCAAGCUAAGCGUCGAUGCUGCGGCAGAUGAAGAUCUCAAGCGCUUCAUCAUAGCUCCGGAUGUGUGCUUCUUGCAUCACUCCUGUCCGCCGAUUACUCGUCUGGAAAAGGACACACCGCCGCCCGAGAAUGUCAACCGGUUGACCACACUGUUGAACCCGUCGAAUGGAACGUUGCGUGGAAAGGAAUUCAGCGAGCUCAACGUCGAGUACGUGUCGGAGGUCAAACCUGCUGCUUGGGUAGACAUCCUGCGCUGUCAUGAAUACGCGUACCUCAAAAAGGUGCAGAAAAUUUGUGACCAGCUGCCGGACAUUCGUAUGCUCCCGCGCGCGAUCGGCACCAUAGACGGUGAUACCGCUGUAUGUUCGCAAUCUUUCAACGCCGCGCUCGCCGCCGCGGGCGCGACCAUCGAAGCCGUGGAAAAGAUCAUCGCUGGCGAGACAAAGAAAGUGUUUUGCGCCGUUCGUCCUCCAGGGCAUCACAGCGGUCCCCUCGGACCGGUCGGUACGCCAGGCGAUCCCAUCGGUACUGGUUCGCACGGAUUCUGUCUCAUCAACAACGUCGCCGUCGCUGCAGCGUACGCCCGAUGCGUCCACCGAAACAAGAUUCGACGAAUUGCGCUGGUUGAUUUCGACGUUCAUCACGGGAACGGCACCGAGGCGUGCGUGCAAAACACAGCUCCGAGCGCGCCGCAGUUCAAGUACCAACUCCCCAUCGGUGGUGGUACCUUUUCAAUGCACAUGUAUCGCCCUUGGCUAGAUGAAACCGAUCCGGAAGAGAUCAUGUUUGCCUCGGUGCACGGAUACGGGCGACGAGAGCUCCAGCAUCACUUCUAUCCAGGCACUGGUCCGACGAAGAGCACGAAAGGUGAGUACGACUUAGAUACCGAAGAGAUCCCGGCUUGGGAUGAAGACGGCGUAGUCGAAGAUCCGAUGCACGUCGAGGCCGAGGUGCGUGUGAGCACAGCCAAGGGCGAGCAACCGUGGGUAUUGGACGUUGGAAUGGAGGGCGCGGGCAAGCGAUCUGAGCGCGGGCACGCGUGGCGUCGAGUGUGGAAGGGAAAGAUUUUGCCCGCCAUCAACGCCUUUGAGCCCGAACUCAUCAUCAUCUCCGCCGGUUUCGACGCACAUGCGAAGGAUGACAUUCAAGGUCCAGUGAACCUGGGUGUGAAGGAACAAGACUAUGAGUGGCUCACCACGGAGUUGGUGAAGAUUGCCAACGCGCACUCCGACGGUCGCGUGAUCUCUGUCCUCGAGGGUGGCUAUCGAAUUCAGGGAGGUCCGAUCUCCGCGUUCGGCCGCUCCGUUGCCACGCACGUUCGAACGCUGUUCCAACCGAAUGCCGAAAAAUACGACGCCGCCAGGGCGAAGACGGAGUUCAACGCAGAGCUUCGAGUCCGCCGCGAGAUUCGCGAGAAGCGAGAAGCUGAGGAAGAAGCCGAGCGUCAGGCCUACUUGGAGCGCAUCGCUGAAGAAGAGCGCGCGAUGAUGGAAAGCAACGAUGCUAUGGACGCCGACGACGCGAACGGCGAGAAGCGCGAGGCCGAGACAGAUCCCGAACAAACGCCGUCCAAGCGCUCGCGCCGAGGCGUUCCCGUCGAUUACGCCGCGUUGAACGCCAAGAUCGAAGCCGAGGCCGCGGCAAAGAAAGCCGCGAACACCGAGUCCUAG